CACACAAAGGAGCGCACUGUUGGCAAUUAUGGGCUGCUCGUUCUGGACGGACAUGAGAGCAACAAUUCAGCCAAUUUCCACCAAUAUUGUGGGGAACACAAGUAUUGUCUUCUCUCACAUUGUCCACUCCGAACAUUUCAUUGUAACAAAAGGUUGUGCUGCCUUCACAACUACCUGUCGACCACCCAAGAUGCAGUUCUUCCGGGGCCCAGUUUUUCGAUGCGUCGAGAAUUGCCGCCUUAUCCGGCUCCAUUACUACAUGGUGCUUCAUCAGCCUUAAUUUAA
Macroventuria anomochaeta is the source of this 285-nucleotide messenger RNA. RefSeq lists its product as uncharacterized. NCBI's taxonomy places the organism in Eukaryota, Fungi, Ascomycota, Dothideomycetes, Pleosporales, Didymellaceae. The annotation marks the transcript as partial. The transcript has a single exon. The record is from RefSeq and is a predicted model, not a curated record.